ACUAGUACAAAAUUUGGAUUGAUUUUCGCAGUAAUAAAAUUUGGGAGGUUACCGUUCACCAAUAACAUGAAUACGAAGAGGAAGCGAGAGGAUAUGGAGAUUGUGUGGCAAACUCCGGCCAACCCACCGGAACGCCAUGACUACAUCUUCCGUAAUGGAGUACGCUAUGUUAAGCCUUACUACUUCGAAUUCAUCUCCCAUGUGAAGAAUAGGUGGGCUGGAAAGACAAUUGUUGAUCUCUUCUCUGAUGAAUUUAAAGGAAGACCUCGUGAUUACUAUGAAUCUGCCGUUAAGUCUGGACGUAUACAAGUUGAUGGACGAAAGGUGUCUGUUUCAUAUGUAGUUCAGUCAUCACAAAAAAUUAGCCAUUUCCUGCACAGGCAUGAACCACCAGUGAUGUCGUGGGAUGUCGAAAUACUAUGUGAAGAACCAGAUGUGCUAACAGUUUGCAAGCCUGCUUCUGUUCCUGUGCAUCCAUGUGGACAAUACCGCAAGAAUACGGUCGUUGGUAUACUACAAGCCGAGUAUGGCCUGGCACCUUUAUUUCCGGUUCAUCGCCUAGAUCGCUUGGUCUCAGGACUACUUAUUUUGGCUAGGAGUGCUUCUAGGGCUGACCUCUUCAGGCAACAGAUAGAAUCAGGGGUAGUGCAGAAACGGUAUAUUGCAAGAGUAAUUGGAGUAUUCCCAGAUAAGCAGCAAGUUGUGAAUGCUAAUGUCAAUUACAAUGCUCGAGAAGGGAGGAGCACAGUUGAGGUGGGGGAUAACCAGGGAAAUAGUACUGCUUCACUGAAGGGGAAGGCUGCCUGUACGAAAUUUACAAGGAUUAGUACCAAUGGGAAGCAAAGCAUCGUUUUGUGCGAACCCGUGACUGGCAGGACACAUCAGAUACGUGUGCAUCUGCAAUAUACAGGUCAUCCAAUAGCCAAUGAUGUGCUCUAUAUGUCUGAAUUUGUGUCUAGUCGCGCUGCUGAAGGAUUGAGCGCGGAUAGAGCUGCAGCAAAAUCAUGUUCUCCUCCAGAUCCCAUCUCUCGAACUAGUGACAUGGAAAAUGACUCUAAUGAAGAUUUCAGCAUUGAUCCUAUGUGUACAAAUUGUCCAAAUCUUGCUCCGAAAGGGUAUGAGGGUAAUGAAGAGGGUCUAUGGCUGCAUUGUGUAAAAUAUUCGGGACCUGACUGGAUAUAUGAAUGUCCACAUCCAGAUUGGGCAUCUCUAAGUUGAUAUGCACUUUCAACAUUCAUUAGGUCUGAUUUCAGAACUUUGUUAUUCUCUUGGUGCUUUGUGUCUUGUGCUCUGUUCAUUCUUGUGCAGCGGUAUGCACUGUGUCCUGGUAAACUCCUGUAGUUCUGGGAAUUUCUUACCGGGGAGGCACCCAGACAGUGUUUUGGUUGGAUUGGCUACUUUGAAUUUGGAUUUACGGGAGGGGCUAGCUCUCGUAUGCCUUUUGAGUUCAAUUGGCCUAAAAACAAGUGUUUGCAGCAAUUUUGAAACAAUUAAUGGACGUCGUCUGUGAUUGGCUGAGGUGAUUUUGUUUCACCUUCUUAAUUUAUUGGAUUACGGAGAAUCUACCCUUUUGUUUGUAAAACAGCAUCACGUUGUCUUCGGCAGUUAAUUGUUGACUGGUUUCGGUUGUAAAAUUGCAAUAUCAGGAAAUAAUCCUUAUUUUACUUUCUCUGUGUUUC
Solanum pennellii is the source of this 1679-nucleotide messenger RNA. RefSeq names its product RNA pseudouridine synthase 7. Gene Ontology annotation, biological process: pseudouridine synthesis. The coding region runs from base 67 to 1218 and encodes 383 amino acids. The record is from RefSeq and is a predicted model, not a curated record. The transcript is spliced from 12 exons. Gene Ontology annotation, molecular function: pseudouridine synthase activity; RNA binding. NCBI's taxonomy places the organism in Eukaryota, Viridiplantae, Streptophyta, Magnoliopsida, Solanales, Solanaceae.